This is a messenger RNA of Auanema sp. JU1783, 420 nucleotides long. Lineage: Eukaryota; Metazoa; Nematoda; Chromadorea; Rhabditida; Rhabditidae. The record is from the annotation of a GenBank genome assembly.
CUGUGUUAUGUAGUUGAGUCGAGUACAAGUCGGGAAGUGACAAAGCCUUGUGAUGUAGAAGAAAAAGAUAAAAUAUUGAAUGAUGUCAAGUGUGACGCAUUGAUAGAUUUUUCUUUCCUGAUCCUUUCAAUGCCUCCCAUCGCAGCAAACAGCUUCAAAAACGCUUCAGAAGACUCUGGAUUAACGAAAGCAAAGUACUAUGAUGAAGUUGAACUUGACGCAGCCCAGCUUGCAGCAACAUCGGAAGAUCCGAAAGUCAUAACACAUCAACCAACAGAACUAACUGUAGCACCAGUUAAUCCAGAUACUUGUAAAGAUUACAUGAAACAAGCAGCUGGAUGUUGCCUCGGUAUAUCAUGUAUAGUCAUUUGGAUUGGUGCAGAAAUACUAGGCAACAUCCCGCUCAACUUACUCUGUUGA